Messenger RNA from Penicillium lagena, 1392 nucleotides. RefSeq lists its product as uncharacterized. The transcript has 2 exons. Gene Ontology annotation, biological process: transmembrane transport. The coding region runs from base 1 to 1392 and encodes 463 amino acids. Lineage: Eukaryota; Fungi; Ascomycota; Eurotiomycetes; Eurotiales; Aspergillaceae. Gene Ontology annotation, molecular function: transmembrane transporter activity. The record is from RefSeq and is a predicted model, not a curated record. Gene Ontology annotation, cellular component: fungal-type vacuole membrane.
AUGGGAGACGAGGAGAAGAGCCCGCCCAGCACCGACGGUGCCAGCGCCGCCCCGGCUGCUGAGAAUAAUGCUUCGACGCAUCCUAAACCCACCAAACUACACCAAGUCAUAGUCGUCUGCGCCGGCUUCAUCACCAUGUUCAUGACCUGCGCGCUGAUCUUCUCGUUUGGUGUCUACCAAGCCAUCUAUGAAGAAAUGGCCAAAGAACCCAACACGCCAUUCACGGGCACAUCUUCCGCAAUCAUCAGUCUGAUCGGCACGCUCGCCAUCGCUCUCAUGUCGAUGGGCGGUCCUUUCAUCAUGAACUGGGCGAAGCUGUACAGCCCCCAGGUCGUGAUUAUGGCUGGCGGAGUGGUCUUCGGCUUGGGAUCCAUCCUUGCCAGUCUGAGCGAGUACCUCUGGGAAUUUGCACUGACGCAGGGCGUGCUAGUUGGGCUGGGCGUGUGCAUGGCAUACGUGCCGACCAUGUCCGUUGCCCCGACGUGGUUCGACAAGCGCCGUGGACUGGCCAUGGGCAUUAUCAUCUCCGGCUCGGCCUGUGGCGCGAUGAUGUGGCCGCCCGUUCUGCGUGCCAUAACGGCGAGCAUCGGGUUCCGCAACGCCCUGCGCAUCUCUGGGUGCCUGACGAUAUUGUUCGUGCCUCUGGCCGGUUUCACGCUGCGCUGGGAGCCGAAUUUCAAAGAGAAACUCCGCAGCCAGACGGCUGGUAUGUCCAAAACGACGGGGUGGAUCAAGGUCCCGCUGGUGAACUGGAAAGUCGCCCAGUCGAAGAAGUUCCUCGCGCAGGCGCUGGGAUGUUUCUUGCAGUCGGCGGGCUACUCUACGCCUGUGUUCUUCUAUGCUGCGUAUGCGCGCUCGCUGGGAUACAGCCCUUCCAUGGCAGAUAAUUUUAUCACCUGGAGCAAUGCCUCGAACUUUGUGUCUCGUAUUCUGAUCGGGUAUUUGGCAGACAAGUGCGGCCGACUGAAUGUGCUCUACCUCACGACGAUUAUGAGCGCCGUCGCCGUGUUUGGCUUCUGGCUUCCGUCGACAUUUGUUGGGCGCACCGUUUCUGUGGCCGCGGCCGAUGGGCUGUUCAUCUUUUUCGUCCUUCUGUACGGCUCUUUCGGUAGCGCGUAUAUCUCGUUGUUUCCUGCGAGCUUGAUUGAGUUGUUCAGUGUCCAACAUUUCACUUCCGUGAACGGGGCCCUGUACCUCAUUCGGGGUGUGGGCGCCCUGUUGGGAACGCCGCUGACUCUGCUGCUGUUACCCAGUGCGUCGGCUUUGUCGGACCCGGGCAGCUACGAGCGAGUAACCAUCACCGUUGGAGUACUGUUGUUCGCAUCAAGCAUGGCGACUCUGUGGGUGCGGAUUGAGGGCUCCGAUGGGAAACCGUGGACCUGGAAGCUGUAA